Saccharomyces kudriavzevii IFO 1802 is the source of this 954-nucleotide messenger RNA. It is a transcript of the gene BUD17, whose product is annotated as putative pyridoxal kinase BUD17. Gene Ontology annotation, biological process: pyridoxal 5'-phosphate salvage. Gene Ontology annotation, cellular component: cytosol. The transcript has a single exon. Bases 1 to 954 code for a protein of 317 amino acids. The record is from RefSeq and is a predicted model, not a curated record. Gene Ontology annotation, molecular function: pyridoxal kinase activity. NCBI's taxonomy places the organism in Eukaryota, Fungi, Ascomycota, Saccharomycetes, Saccharomycetales, Saccharomycetaceae.
AUGACUAGUACACUACACAGAACAAAGAAAGUGCUCUCCAUCCAAUCGCAUGUCAUUCACGGCUACGUGGGGAAUAAAGCCGCUACAUUCCCACUUCAGUACAGAGGUUGGGACGUGGACGUACUAAACACGGUUCAGUUUUCCAACCAUCCAGGUUACGCUCACUUCACUGGGUUCAAGUGCAGCACGGAGGAGCUGGUAGAAAUUGUAGAGAAAGGAUUGAUCGGGGCGCUUGGUAUCAAGUAUGAUGCCGUACUCACUGGCUAUUUUCCCAAUGUACAAGCCCUGCAGAAAAUGGCAGGAAUAGUGGGACAAAUGUGUGACGAGGACGAAAAUGUCCAGUGGGUCUUGGACCCUGUGCUGGGUGACAACGGAAGACUAUACGUGGAUGAAAAAUGUGUUGCAGUGUACCGAGACAUUCUACAAAGCUCUAAGAUCUUCCUAGCAACACCAAACCAGUUCGAGAUGGAAUUACUUGUGGGAAUGCCAGUCCGUACAUUAGAAGAUACUAAGCGCGCUUUUGAACUCUUCCAUGAAAGGUACCCUCGAGUGACUCGAGUAGUUGUUACCAGCCUGGAAUUGUCUGAAUUCUCGAACGAUAACGUGUACGUGGUAGCAGGGUUUGAUUCCUCUCUUGGUGACGAAGUAUUCUUUUACAAAAUUCCCAAGAUCAACGCAACGUUUAGUGGCAGCGGCGACUUGAUCACCGCUAUGCUCACUGACUCGUUGCUGAACGAUCACGGCCGCACCCAGCAACCACUGAGCACGUCCCUGGGUCAAGCUUUGUGGCUCGUAACCAGUAUUCUACAGAAGACGUACGAUUUGAACGUCGCUAACCAAGGUCCACACGAUUCGGCUAUAAGCAUCAAAGAUUUAAAGCUUAUCCAGUCCAGAGACAUUUUGAAACAAGAUCCGGUACCAUCAAUGGGCAAACCAGACACCAUAAAUAUAUAA